This is a messenger RNA of Candida tropicalis MYA-3404, 2283 nucleotides long. RefSeq lists its product as uncharacterized. Bases 1 to 2283 code for a protein of 760 amino acids. The record is from RefSeq and is a predicted model, not a curated record. The transcript has a single exon. NCBI's taxonomy places the organism in Eukaryota, Fungi, Ascomycota, Pichiomycetes, Serinales, Debaryomycetaceae.
AUGGUGCUUAAUAUAUUUAGCAAGAAAUCGGUGGCUCCAGCUGCAUCACUGGCGCCUGCAACACCAACAAGAACAAUAACAUCCUCAUCGCCAAAGGAACCAACUCCAAAAUCAAAGAAAGCAUCACCACGUACAUCACCUCAAAUUGGAAGCUCUACGACUACUGAUUCAAACAAAGGAAUCGCUUAUAAAUCAACAAGAAUAAUUAUCCCAGGUGGUAGCUUAUCAAUAAAUCAAACUCCAUCUCCAGAGGAACAACGACCACAGCCAUGUACUACACCACGCGGACAAAGAAAGAAAAGGCAAUCAUCACCUAAUACAACUACUUACAAAUCCAAGAAAUCCAACUCUCUGGACUCCAUCAAUGGAGAUCAACGCCCAUCGUCUUCAUCAUCAUCAUCAUCAUCGGCAACUCGCAUUAGAAAUCGUGAACGAGAAAGAGCAGUUAAUAAUAGGACAAGGCCAUUAAGGGGUAGUUACCGAGAUAGAAGAUCAAGUAUAUCUUCAAGAGAAUCACUCAAUUUAAGAGAACGGAAAAUUAAACAGACCAUUAAAUCCAAUAACAAUAAUAAUAAUAAUAAUCGACAACAAAGAAGAACCCCGCAACCAAAUCCACCAUACCCAAUUAAUGACAUUGCCGAUUUAGUCAGUGAUGAAGAUCAUGAAAAUGAUUCACUGACAACAUAUAUAUCCGGUCAAAUUAAUUCUAGUGGCACUGCAACGACAGCGGCACGGAAUCAAAUGAUAUCUACCAGCACCCGUCCAAAACGGAAAAAUAAAAAGAUGGAACUAGCUAGAAGAGCUACCGCCAGACAAUUGGAAACACCUAGAAGCAAUGCUACUACCUCCACAACUAUGGAACCGUCAACUUCACUGCAAAUUACAAACAACACAGACAAUUAUUAUUAUGAUGCUCCUCAACCAACCCAAACGGAAGCAGUUGCAUGCAUCUUAGAAAGAACAGGGAGUCAAGCAAGAAACAGUCGAAGAGCAAGGAGAGCAAUGGAGUUGAGACAUCAAGAAACUAUUGAGGAAGGAAGUUCCAAUAAUCAUCAAUCAAAUAAUAAUAGUAGUACCCGUGAUACUAAUAUGCGUCCUAUUUCCGAUAUCCGUCUUCCACUUUUAUUAACACCGAAUAUUAAUGAACAUGAACGGCAUUCAACUGACAUAAAUUUGCAGCAACACCAACUGCAGGUACCUAAUAUUCUGGAAACACCUAUUCAACAGGAAGAAGAAGAACAACAACAACAACAACCAUAUAAUACUCCUAGUAUACCUCACCAACAGCAAGACGAAAAUCAACGACCAUUGAGUACAUUAGAAGAAACAAGAAACGCGAUACUUGCAAGAUUGAACGCACGAGUUGAUAUUUCAAUGUUUUCAAUGGAUUUGAUUGAUCCUCCACCAUUGGAUGAAUAUUCACCUUCAUUAAUGGAAACUGAAACCACAACAGAAUAUUCACCACCAUAUAGGGAACAUCUACAUCGUAAAGUUGAUUUAAUUUCAUUUGAUCCAAGAUAUUCUGUUCCAGUAUUAAGAAUUAAUAAAAAAUUAAUAAAAAAUAAAAAGAAUUUAAAGAAAGUGAUUCGAAAAUUGAUAAAAUUAAGAAUUGUUCCUGAAGAUGUCAAUUUAUGGGAAAUUAAUAAAGUUGAUGAUGGUGAGUUUUAUAGUAUCUUGCCUGGAUUGAUUCAUAGUUUUGAAGAACAACAACGUGAAGAACGAUUACAACAAAGACCGGAAGAAUAUGAAAAUGAUAUACAACGUGCACUUGCAAUAUCAUUAGAAGAAGAAAAUCAACGUGAAUUGUAUAGAGGUUUCAGAUAUCAAGAACGAUCAAAUAACAGAGUGAUUGAACAGAUUGUUCAAUUUCCAGAUUUUGAUUUGAAUCAUGGUAGAUUUAUGGAUGCAUCUGAACUAGAACGACAAGAACAACCAAGAGAAGAAGAUGAAUCAGCCAUAAGACGUGAAUUACUUAGAGGGUUUAGGUAUAAUCAAUCAAGAAUGAGUCGAGCUGCUGAAGAAGUUAUUGACUCUCCUGUUCUUGAACAGAUCGCAAGCCAAGAUGAUGAUGAGGAUGAUGAUGAGCUUGUUACAGAUGAACUGGAAGAGAAUGAAGACGAAUUUAUUGAUGUUGAUCAAGCUAUUUCAGAAUUGUAUACUGAAAGCCAUCAAUCGCGUCAGAAUGGAUUAUUACCUGCACCUCGGUUUGGUUAUUCAUUACCACAUCAUACUCAAUCAUCAACAUCGUCGUUUAUAACUGCUCGCCGUGGGUUAUCUGUAUAG